UGCACUGAUAUGUGGCAUUGAUGUUGCACUGAUAGGCACUGGCACAUGACACUGAUCGGCAAUGACAGCUGGCAAUGAUGGACUUUGACAGGUGGCACUGCUGGGGCUACACUGAUCAUCAGGGCACAUUGAUCAUCAGUGCCCUGAUGAUCAGUGUACACUGAUGAUCAGUGCCCUGCAGUGCCACCCAGCAGUGCCUCCCACCAGUGCACAGCAGUGCCCAGGAGUACCACCCACCAGUGCCCAUAAGUGCUCAGCAGUGUCACCCAUCAGUGCCCCCCAUAAGUGCCACCCAUCAGUGCUGCCCAGCCAG
Molecule: messenger RNA, 313 nt
Organism: Staurois parvus
Lineage: Eukaryota; Metazoa; Chordata; Amphibia; Anura; Ranidae
Source: the annotation of a GenBank genome assembly